Prorocentrum cordatum is the source of this 2155-nucleotide messenger RNA. Lineage: Eukaryota; Dinophyceae; Prorocentrales; Prorocentraceae. The record is from the annotation of a GenBank genome assembly.
GCACAACGAAGCCGAGGAGGAGUUCCCGAUCGCGCGCGUCGGGGAAGCGGCAGGGCAGGGCAAUUGGUUCCUCUUCGGCCCAGGUCACCAGGUGAUGCUGCCCAGCGAGGCGUCUACAGACCUCCAUCGGCUUCCCCAACUUCCUCGCGCGGUGAACUUGGAGAAGCACCGAGGGGCGCACUGGCUGCCGUGCCAGGUGGGGGAGCUGAAGGACUCGACGCCCUCGUGUCCCGCGCGACCAGCGGCUGAGGUUCAGCAGAUGCCAGCGCAGGCCCCAGCCCAGGAGCCAGAACAGCAGGCAAGGGCAUCCGGCGGCGGUCCGGGCGCGGACUGCUCCGCCCCGGCGCCGCUGCUGGAGCGCGAGGAGAGCCGUGCAAUUUCGCGCGAGAAGCCCCCUCCAGAGGUAUCGAAGCUCGAACUCGACACCCACCAGAUCACUCACUUGCCUUUUCCGCUCGCGACCAAGUUCGCCAUGGAUUAUUCAUUUCCAGUGAUGCGCAUCGACCCGCAGCGGUUAAAGUCCGCGCCCAACUGCCUGGACAUGCUCAGCGGCGCCGUCUUCGCAGCGACGGAGAACGCCGUCAAGACGCUGGCCGACAACGUCCGGGACAGCCGCACCCACGAGACAGCGCUGCUGAACACCCCCAAGAGGUCCAGCGCCAGCGAUGGAGGCAUCGAGCGGGCGAAGUACGAGGUCGAGAAGCGGGCGCUCCGGUCGCGCUUCGAGCACUGCUCGAACCUGACGGUGGACUUGGAGCACAAGAUCUCGCCGUGCAUGGCCAGGCACGCAACUUGGCCUCUGACCCACUUCCAGGUCACAGCGGGCGGCGGGACAACCUACGAGAGGCUUCGUGAUCGACCGUACCGAAGCCAGGUUUCGGAAUUCGGCGAGUCCGUCUACUACCGGGACUCGCAGAAGGCGCCCGACAUGCCCAAGCUUGACGACAGGUGGAUGCUGGGCGCGCGGCUCGGCAAGAGCUUGGCCUCCUCCGACGAGCACUACAUCGGCACUCCCGCCGGGGCGCGCCGAUGCUUGUCCAUCUGGAGGCGCCCAGAAAGCGCGCGCAGGAACAGGAAGAUCUUGAAUUCCAUGGUCGGCGAGCCCGAGAAUCCCAAGGGCGCUGGCGAUGCGCCGAAGGCGGCUGCUCCGGGGGGCGUCUACAUCACGCUGGACAGGCAGAUCCAGCACGGCGGCGCUACAGGAUACCCAGCGCGCUCUGGACACGCGAAGGCGCACUCGCAUCAGUGCCAGGAACGCUUCCAGGAAAUCAUGGACAGGGAGUCUCAAGCCAAGGCGGAGGCCGCGUCUGCGGGUUGCACCGCGCCGACGGGGCCGCAACCCGGAGCAGGAGCGGCAAGCGGUUCGGCGGCAGGCGCUGCCAGGCCAACGUCGGCGUCGGCGGCGGGCGUCGCCGCCCCCAUGGAGCUGAUUGGGGAUGCGAGUGGAUCCGAUCCCUCCCCCGACGCCUCCCCAUCUGAUGGCACGCAGGUGGGCGCGACCACCGACGGCCGGAAGAAGCAGGAGAUCUCGGCCUGCAUACCGACCGUCCACGCGGAGGAUCCUGAGUACCCCAAUUUGGUCUACGAGGGGCGUGUCCACGAGCUCGCGAACAUAAACAGGCUCGGCGUCGCUGGGCCGAUCUCCAUCGCGGAUGCUCGUUUGCUCGGCCUGGAAAUCGCCUACUCCAAGUGGUUGGAACACGAGAGGCCGACCGCCGAGGACGAGAGGGCGGCGCGGCGCAGGCUCGUGGCGACGCAGGUGAACACGCGCAACCAGGAGGACGUGACCCGGGCCACGCCGCCGAUCGAGGCGCCCAGGGUGAUCGCGAGCACGGUGGUGGUCAUUCCGCCUCGCGGCCCGGCGCCCCCCGGCGUGGGCUGGCGAGUUCUGAAGGCCGCGCAUGGGACGCACGAGGCCAGCAUGCGCCGGCGCAGUGAAGCCACCGACACCAUGCAACUCGAGGGCGCCAGGCAGGUCGCAGUGGUACCCAUGAUGUUCGUCUCUGACAACUUCGGGUACACGACGUGCUGCCACGGCGACGACUUCUUGACGGCAGGCACGGCUGCCGCCUUCGAUGAGUUCGACCGGGUGUUGACGAAGAACUUCGAUACCAUGAUUUCGCCUCGGAUCGGACCGCUGGCGCACGGCGGCGAG